Neurospora tetraspora is the source of this 633-nucleotide messenger RNA. RefSeq lists its product as uncharacterized. Lineage: Eukaryota; Fungi; Ascomycota; Sordariomycetes; Sordariales; Sordariaceae. The coding region runs from base 1 to 633 and encodes 210 amino acids. The record is from RefSeq and is a predicted model, not a curated record. The transcript has 10 exons.
AUGUCAGUAUUUUGCGACCUAGUUGCGGUUGCCAUCGUUGUCUUUCCGUCUGUUAAGGAUGACAAUGAUGAAUUUAAUUUUAUACUGGCUCAACUCCAAUCUAUCAUUUCGUCUACUGGUAAGUCUACUGAUUUCGUCUACUAUAAAUCUACUGGUGAUCUACUGGUUGAAUAUCAAUCUCCCUUUGGAAAUCAUCAAAUCGAAACAGUGUAUACUAAAUCCUAUAGACUUAACAGAAGUUAUCCUAGAAAGGCUGCAUAUGCUCUAUAUCGCCUAAAUCGCCUCUUAUCAGAAAAGCGAGGAGGCAACCUAAGAUCGCCGUAUACAUCCUACUUCGGCUUCACCAACGCUAAUGGCUAUAUUACGGAAUGGCGUCAUCUGGGCUCCGAAGAUGACACCGAUCAAGAUCCCGAAGAUGACACCAAUCUGGAGUCCGAAGGUGACGCAAAAAAUAUUUGGCGCAUGGUUUAUUUUGUGGAUGCCUCCAAGUCCGAUGACAAUAGUUGUCCUAUCAAAAAUCCCUAUGCAGGCUUUUCAAUUUUGCCUAUAGCCGAUUACUCCGUUGAGAUCAUUGUAUAUGGCGUGCUUUUAGGACGGUCGCGUGCAGAUAAACGUAAAUAUGUUCUUUCUUAA